CAUGGGAUCUAUGUUCACGCUAUAUGGACCAUGCCAGUUGGUUCUUCCGACCCCUCGUACGAGAUGAACUCAUAAACGAUGUUAUGACUCCUAUUUACAAGAUUAAUCGGGAUGGCGGUAAUCCCAAUCAUCCUACCCACUGCUGCCCUCAUAAAUUGGGUCUGCUGUUUUUCACUUUUGCAAUUGGUGCCUUGAUGGACUUGGAACUGCUGCCAUAUAAUGCGGAGGCAGAGCGCUAUUAUGAUCUGGGGAGGGCUGCCUUAUCUCUUCGUUCCGUUUUCGAUUCUCCUCAAGUUCAAACUGUUCAGGCUGUAGGACUUAUGGCUAGUUAUCAUGCGUUGGCGGGGAAAAAUUACACUAGAGAUAGUGUAUGGUCCAUCAUGUCACUCGCGGCCAAGCUGGCACAAAGUAUUGGACUACAUCGCGACGGCACCCGAUGGAACCUAGAUAGCCGAACAGUUCAUCGACGCCGCAACCUGUUCUGGGAGGUCUUUUCCGCCGAUGUUUCUCAUAGCUUAGCACUUGGACGUCCUCCUUCUAUUCAUCUGUCUUACGUCGACUGCGAAUUCCCGAAGGACGAGGACGAAAUGAUUUCCGAUACCGGAGAGGUCCAGGAAGGCUUUUGGCGAUGGAAGUACUCUUUCUCUAAAGAUGUCUUCUUGGCUGUGGCCGAGGCAACACUAACUGCCAAAAGUCCUAGCUACGCCACUAUUCUGGACCUUGACCGCAAGGUCCGCCAGAUGACCUUCCCUCCAUCGUACAAACCGUAUCCCUCGCCCGAAGACCGAGAUUAUCAUGUUCCAUCUUCUACCAUGCGCUCAUUUUAUUUAUCGCAGCAUCGUAUGAUUACUAUGCUCUAUUUACAUAGGAGCUUUUUUGCUCAAGCAUUGUUAGAUUACCCGAGUAACCCGCUUGCCAGCCCCUUUGGACCUUCUCUCCUCACCGCUUAUCGAUGUUCGUCUAUUAUAAUCAGGGCACAUGUUCAUCAGUUCCAGAGAUGCCCGGAGCUGGUGAUGCGAGCGUGGACUCUGCUGACCCAUACUUUUUCUGCUGCUGUCAUUGUUGGAUCGAUUGUAACCCGGACGCCCAAUUCCAACAUGGCACCUAGUGCCAUGAUCGAGCUUGGUCUCGCAGUCGAAAUCUUUGAAAAAUCAGCGAUACAUUGUUCACGAGCUAGGAUCGCUCUGCAUGUCCUCCGUAGACUUCGAGAAAAAGCGGCACAUGCAUAUGCACAAUAUCGUACGGGCAACUUUUCCAACCAGGAACCCACGUCCCUGCCGCGCGAAGACGAUACUCAAGAUGAACUUGCGAUCUUUGGGGGACAAGUCAGGAUCCUUCCCAGCAAGUUUCUUUCGUCGAAAAGACAGGCUCAGGCUAACAGCCCGCACCUGUCCGAUUCAACUUCUACUACAUCGUCUAGUCUGGACAGCAUCGAUGUUCAAACUUUCCCAUCAUACUCUUCUACAGGCGCAAGAAAUCAUGUCACGUCUAGUUAUUUUUCCUCAAGCAUUUCAAAUCCGCACCUGUCUUAUGCUAACCCUGAGCCGCAUGUCUAUUCGGUCGAAACGCGGCAGGAUGCUCACUCGUGGUACUCUCAGCCGGAACAUCCCCUGGCUGUAGCAGCAGACUAUGCCUCAACUAGACAUUACGUUUCAGACUAUUCCACUGCUAUGCAGUGCCCGACUGCGCCCGCUUACAAUGCCUCCGGUGCUGACGAAGUACAGACAAUUGGCCUGACGCUCGAGGCUGGUAUGGAUGAUCAAUGGGUCACAUUUGUUCGACAAACUGGGAUAUUUGACGGUGGUUAUAAUGGUACUAUUGGAAUGGGAUAAGAAUAAGGUUUGGUGUUUUAUCAUAUUGUAUAUUAUUACUUGUAUUUGUAAAUAUAUCUGGGAAAACAGUGUAUUUUGUAUAUAUUUUCCU
This is a messenger RNA of Serpula lacrymans var. lacrymans S7.9, 1923 nucleotides long. RefSeq lists its product as uncharacterized. Gene Ontology annotation, molecular function: zinc ion binding; DNA binding. NCBI's taxonomy places the organism in Eukaryota, Fungi, Basidiomycota, Agaricomycetes, Boletales, Serpulaceae. The record is from RefSeq and is a predicted model, not a curated record. Gene Ontology annotation, biological process: DNA-templated transcription. The coding region runs from base 24 to 1832 and encodes 602 amino acids. The transcript is spliced from 8 exons.